Molecule: messenger RNA, 660 nt
Organism: Lodderomyces parapsilosis
Lineage: Eukaryota; Fungi; Ascomycota; Pichiomycetes; Serinales; Debaryomycetaceae
Exons: 2
Coding region: 1-660 (219 amino acids)
Biological process (GO): protein folding in endoplasmic reticulum
Cellular component (GO): EMC complex; membrane
Source: RefSeq, a predicted model, not a curated record
AUGCAACCACAACCUAAACUUGAACCAUACAAGAAAGUGAGAGAAGCACAAUUUCUUUUACAAGCACGAGCUUUUAGAGAAAACAACCAUGUUUUAACCAAUGAGGAGUUUGAACAAUUCAAAGCAUACUUUAUUGAAACGUUAUCUACGAAUGAAUUUUAUGCAGAAGACCCGAAAAAGGAAGAACCAGUCAAUCCAUUUGACCCAAACUCCAACGAAGCUAUUAUGCAAAUGGCAAAGGGUAAUUUGCUCAACUAUAUCCCGCAAACAUUGAUCAUGGGAUGGGUCAAUUACUUUUUCGCUGGAUUUGUCAUUAUGAAACUCCCAUUCCCAUUAACUGAUGGUUUCAAAAGCAUGUUGCAGAAUGGAAUCAUGACUCCUAACUUAAAUGUACGUUAUGUAUCAUCCAUUUCAUGGUAUUUUGUCAAUUUGUUUGGAUUACGGCCAAUAUAUUCCAUUCUCAUGGGAUCAUCUGAAGCUGAUGAAAUAAUGAAACAAGCGUCACAGCAACAACAUGGUCCAAUGCCAAACAUUGGGGGGCCAGGUGGACCCAAGGCUGAUAAAGUGUUUGCUGCUGAGGCGGAAAAUAUUCAAAUCUUGGAUCAUGAAUCGUUCUAUGAUGGGAUUAUUGAAAGAUUUAUUGAGAAAUAUGGCUCGUAG